AUGGCAAAAUUAGGAUAUAACGACAUGUCAAGCGACAGUGACAGUGGAGAUGAUUGGGAGGAAAACGGUGAGGAUCACCACGACAUUUCGUGCCUGUUUUGUACAGAAACUGCUAACGGAUUUUCCUCCGCGCUGCACCACAUUGAGACAUUUCACAAGUUUGACCUCAGUGAUUUUAUAAGGAAACACAUUCACGACACUUACUCGUAUAUCAAACUAAUCAAUUUUGUUCGUCGCAAGGAGAUUUUGCCGGAACAGCUGAGUACCCUAGGCGUAGAGGCUUGGGACAAUGAUGAGUAUUUACGUCCUGUUGUGGAAGAUGAUCUGUGGUUAAUGUAUGAUAUUGAAGAUCUCAUCAACAUUAAGAACGUGAAUGAAGAAAGAGGAGCAAAACAAAUAUGUCAGGGCGACAGUAAUGUGAUUUUGUCAGAAGCGCAAUAUGAAGAGAUGAAAAGAACCAUCAGGUCGCUCAAGUCUCAGGUGAAGGAAAGCGAAACAACGUGUUUUCUAGUGAAGCAGCAAAUGGAGGAGAUGAAAGAGAAGGCUCAAAAAUUAAUACUAGGUGAUGAUUUGGACGAAAAGGAAAAAAAUAUUCCGGCUAAUAAUUCUAACACUGAUGAGGGCUACUUCAAUACGUACAGUCAUUUUGCCAUACAUCACGAAAUGUUGACUGAUAAAGUGCGAACGGAAAGUUACCGUGACGCAUUAUUAACAAAUUCUAAUAAAUUCCAUGACUGUGUGAUGUUGGACGUUGGUUGCGGGACUGGUAUACUGUCUAUGUUUGCGGCAAAAUCUGGUUGCCGUAAAGUUAUCAGUGUCGAUCAGUCUGACGUGAUAUACCACGCUAUGGAUAUAGUAAGGGAGAACAACCUCAACGACAUAAUCACUUUAAAAAGGGGUCGUCUGGAGGAUAUUAGUAUAGGAGUAGAGAAAGUGGAUGCGAUAAUAUCCGAAUGGAUGGGAUACUUUCUCUUGUUCGAAGGAAUGCUGGACACAGUAAUUUAUGCUAGGGACCAUUAUCUCACAACUGGUGGGGCAAUUCUUCCAAACAGAUGCACAAUUAGUAUUGUGGGAAGUGGUGACACAAAAAGAUAUAUCGAGUUAGUUGAUUACUGGUCAAACGUAUACGGUUUUAAAAUGAGCUGUAUGAAAACGGAAGUGCUGCGGGAACCCAGUAUAGAGAUCUGUAAUGUCGACGACUUGAUAACAAGCACCACCGAGAUCCAAGCCUUUGACUUAUAUAAAGUUACUACGGAUUGCGUCAAUUUUUCGUCUCCCUUCACGUUGAACGUGAAGAAAACAGGAUCGUUAACCGCGAUAAUCGGUUACUUCGACAUUUUCUUCGAUCUCGAGAAUCCGGUUCAUUUCAGUACAGGUCCCCAUUCCACGCCGACACAUUGGAAACAGACAGUAUUUUCUUUAAGCGAACCCAUCAGCAUAACUGAAGGUGAAGUCAUAAAUGGAACGUUGGUUUGCCGAAGGCAUUGUAAGGACAUUCGAGGCUUGAUGGUCAUUAUUCACAUCAAAAAUUUUACUCAGACAUAUUUUCUGGAUUAAACGUUGAAAAUUGCUUGUUCCAAGAUACGUGCUAAUAGUCGCAUGUGCCAAAUUUUGGAAAUAGGGUCCAGCUGCCGCGUUACAAAGCUCUAAUUUCUUUUGAACGUUCUUUCCCACGAAUAACAUGUCGCUUAAGCUUUAUCUCUCUUACCAUUUCCAAUUUGAAAUCUACGAUACGUAUAUAGAGUUUAUAGUGUCCGUUUAUUUAAACGGAAGACCUAACUUACGCGUUUCAAAACUUUAGGUCUUAAUUUUUACGCUGAAAAAUCAUACAUAUAUUACUAUAUUAAUAUAUAUAUAUAAUACUUUUUCUCUCUUUCGCAAGCGAGAUAUAGGAUACGGCGCUUUCUCUUAAAUAUUUGUGAUAAUUACGGAAUAAUCAUUGAUCUUGUAGCUAUUUACAUUUGUGCCUUUUUAAUGGUAGCGACUCGUACAUAUAUACAUAUCUCUCUCUCUAAACCAGUUAUACACUUAUAAAAUCAAUUUUAAGAAUUUUUGCAUGAACAAUAGAGUUUUAAUCUUAUAAUCUAUUACAUUGCGCCAAAAACGGAAAGGAAAAGAAUUUAAGAAAAAGAAAAAAUAAAAAGAAGUCCGGAGAGGUUAGUACACAGACAACGACAGCGUAGGAGAUUCGCCCGUGUUCAAUUUUUCAUUGAAUCGUUCUGAGGAACACCUGGCGAUCCGCUCGGCGAAAACUUCCUCGAAGAAGUUCUUGUUGCUUCCGCUAGAAUUUUUUCUCUAAAUAGAGCUUUGUUAAUAUCUCGUCGAUAGAACGACGCUGUCGACAGGUAUAACACCUCGAUCGUCCGAUAUUAUUAUUAAUAUUACGCGAAUUCUCCUGCCACUCUUGCGUGCGUGCGACGUGCGUAUGUACAAGGAUAUACGCACCGAAUUAUCGAUAAUAAUCUAGAGAUCGUUCUUGCUACCGAGUUAAAAUUGCAACCAAAUGACUAAACACGAUUCUGUGAUACGACAAAAAAUUAGCUAUAGUGUUCAUCGAGACAGAGCGACGCGCCGGUGAUAUCCCUUGCAGCUAUCUACACACGAGGAUGAAAUACAAUACACAUAUAUGCCGCGCAUAAGUACGUAUUAUACAAUCUGCUGAGAUAGCGAAUUUCGAUUCGAUUUGAUCUGCAUGUAAUUGCCGAAUUAAUUAUAACAUCGAUGAUCUUUUGAAAUGUAUGCAAAUUGAAAUAAAUCUUUAGAAUCUUA
This is a messenger RNA of Temnothorax curvispinosus, 2769 nucleotides long. It is a transcript of the gene Art3, whose product is annotated as protein arginine N-methyltransferase 1. Gene Ontology annotation, cellular component: nucleus. Lineage: Eukaryota; Metazoa; Arthropoda; Insecta; Hymenoptera; Formicidae. The coding region runs from base 1 to 1557 and encodes 518 amino acids. Gene Ontology annotation, molecular function: protein-arginine N-methyltransferase activity. The transcript has 8 exons. The record is from RefSeq and is a predicted model, not a curated record. Gene Ontology annotation, biological process: peptidyl-arginine methylation.